Molecule: messenger RNA, 1225 nt
Organism: Bacillus rossius redtenbacheri
Lineage: Eukaryota; Metazoa; Arthropoda; Insecta; Phasmatodea; Bacillidae
Exons: 8
Coding region: 1-1008 (335 amino acids)
Source: RefSeq, a predicted model, not a curated record
AUGGGUCCUUCUACUCGACUCGCGGACCGGGACGGACCUACGUCCCACGGAGAGACGACAACCAUUGUCUUCAUCGCAAGUAACGUCCGGCUGCCAAUAAACACCAAGGUGAAACUGCAAAAGAUAGACUACAGCACUUCCACAGGCGUUGGGCACAAAUACAUCUGUCCUGUCUUUCCAACUCAGCAGAAGCUGGAACGCCGGCUGCCUGUGGACCUGGUGACGCGGGACCGCGAGGUGCUCGCGGACACCUACAAGACCACCUCGGGCCUGGCCCACGACGAGAAGGAGCGCACGCUCGAGCCGGGGUACGCCGCCUUGACCCCCAACAACCAGCGCGUGGAGUACCAGAGGAAUCUCUGCGAGAAGUUGCGGAUCUCUUCAGCCAAACCUCUCAGGGCCAUUUACACGGAGUACAUUGAUUCGUAUAAGCCCAUCAGGCCAAUAACAUCUGUGGACACGACACCACCAAGCUUCUACGGCUACAAGGUCGGCUACAGCAUCCCCGUGCCGGACGGCCAGCCGGCGCCGGCCCUGGACCGGCGCAGUGUCGCCAGCCUGCUGGACCCGUACGUCAGCACGACCCACCUGGUCCACGGGCCGUUCAGCCCCGAGGACCUGGCGGGCAUCGCCCAGAAGGACGGCAUCACCCUCUGGAACCACGGGGACGACCCCCAAACGACUCGGACCAGCAUCGCAGAGCCGCUCAUGCUGCUGAAGAAGGAACCUGUGUACGAUCGCACCAAGUUCAAGGCAGUCGCGACCAACAGGACGGUGCCCCCUCUAGUCCGCCACGUGCCUAACAAGGGUCUGCAGAGCGAGGCCUCGGCUCGGUUCCGUCAGCCAGCCAGCUGUGCGCCACUCCGCGGCCCGGUGGGCUGCUUCCGUGCGGUGCCGCCCGCCUCGUCCGGGGAGAUCCUGGCAACCCCGGCGAUGUACCGCACCGAGUACGGCCACCUGGGCACCGGCUGGCCUGUGGCCGCAGUGGUGGAACCCCGCCCCCCCUGAGCCCAGCAGCCUUCCCCUCGACACAUCCACGUGGACAUUCACGACAAACCACUGGUGUACAAAAAUUGGGCUGGAUGAAAGAGGAUAACUCGGGAAACUGUUUUUACCUAAUGGUAGUUGACUCUACAAACAUGUAUGUUAAUUUUGGCCUGUCUUCAAUCAAAUGAUUAACUAUGAAAAUAUUUUGUGGCAUAAUAAAUGUUAAAAUCACCAACUA